Molecule: messenger RNA, 609 nt
Organism: Gongylonema pulchrum
Lineage: Eukaryota; Metazoa; Nematoda; Chromadorea; Rhabditida; Gongylonematidae
Source: the annotation of a GenBank genome assembly
UUGUGUAAUUUUCAGUUUGUUUGGUGUUUUAAGGUGCCAGCAAAAGCUGCUCAAGAGAGACCAAGAAAUGGCCCGGCAGCUGCUGAUCCCGCGAUAAGUGCAGUUGCUGAAAGUCUCACGGCUGUUGCGACUGCUUUGGCAUCACCGGAAAUUAUUGCAACAGUAGUACAGAAGGGCCUUGCUGAUGAACUUUUUGCCAGUGCCGAUUUGAAAGCCAAAAUUAAAGAAGUUUACGCAGAGGAGAUCCAGAAGAUGUUAGCGAAGAAGUCUGAAAAGCAUAUGACUGUGGAAGCGGAGAAGCGCCAAACGUGUGGUGGUGAGAUUCGCUUACAUUCGCCACUGCUUUUUGUGAAUAUGUUGCGUCUCUGGUUUUGUUCAGGUCAGUAUCGUGACGAGCGACUGCGAAAUGAUACGCCGUGUAUCGCGGAAUCCACUGGAUACGCUCGCGAUUCGCGUCCUGCAGAGCAAAUGAGAAAUGAAGAAAAAUCUGUUCUGUUUUUUAAGUAUAGCGAUUCGGAGUAUCGAACUGGACGUGAGGACGGCUCAGCGAAAAUAACUGGUGGCCCAUAUGGGAAGGAUGAUUCGAAGUACUACAGCGGGCCACCAUAU